This is a messenger RNA of Acytostelium subglobosum LB1, 2283 nucleotides long. RefSeq lists its product as hypothetical. Gene Ontology annotation, cellular component: nucleus. Gene Ontology annotation, biological process: mismatch repair; chiasma assembly. The record is from RefSeq and is a predicted model, not a curated record. The transcript is spliced from 14 exons. Gene Ontology annotation, molecular function: ATP binding; mismatched DNA binding; ATP-dependent DNA damage sensor activity. NCBI's taxonomy places the organism in Eukaryota, Evosea, Eumycetozoa, Acytosteliales, Acytosteliaceae. Bases 1 to 2283 code for a protein of 760 amino acids.
AUGCUGCUGAUGAUACUGCAGAGGACAUCCAAGAUGCUGACCAAGAGUAUCCUACACAGAAUGAUUGGUAUUGCCUACUAUGAUACCAACCUGUCAAUUCUAUAUGUCAGUGAGACGUGGGAGGAUGACAACUUCUGUUGUCUAAAGAUGGUGAUACAACAGAUCAAUCCAAGAACAUUGAUUAUACCAUCAAGGAUGCCAGAGAAGUUUGUUGAGUGUAUACAGAAGUGCCAGUCCAACUCCACCUCCACUCACUUCUCAAAGUCAAGUGACUUUACCUAUGAUGUGGGACUCAACAAAUUGGUAAACAUGAAGCUUCCAGUCAGAAUGGACUACAAGGACAAGUUGUCAUAUCUACAGAGAACACUUGAUUUCGAAAAGAAGGAGAUGAUGAAGGCUGUGGGUGGACUAUUGAGCUAUCUCUCCAAAUACCUAGAGUUGGAUGACUUUGAAACACUAGAGAACUUCCAAGUCAACGAGAUCAUAUCAUUCUCUUUUGAGGGGUUCCUAAACAUUGACUUGAACUCACUAUAUUCUCUCCAGAUAUUCGCCAACGAGAAGCACCCAAGCUGCUACACAGUUGGAAACUCCAAAGAAGGUCUAUCACUGUUUGGAAUCAUCAACAGAACCAAAUCAAUCAUUGGAAAGAGGAAGCUUACAUCAUGGUUCAUGAGACCACCCAGGACUCGUGAUGUGAUUGAAGAGAGACAAUCAAUCAUCUCUUACCUGAUUCAGAAGGAGAAUAGUCAUCUUGUCACUGAGAUCCAACAGUGUCUAGCAAACAUCAAGGACCUACAUAUGAUCCUGAAUAGACUCAAGAUGGUAACACUAUUAGAAUCUCACAGUGAUAGUGGCGUUGAAUACUUCUCAAAGUCAUAUACACUCUCCACAGAGGAGGUAGUCAACAUUUACAACAUCAUCGAACAAACAUUCGAAUUGGAUCGAUUCGAGAACAACAAACUACAGAUCAAACAUGGUGUAGAUGAACAACUAGACCAAUUGAAGGAUAUAUUCUCCAACAUGGGUGCUACUCUGACCAAAUGUGGAGAGGAGGAAAAGACCAAGUUUAUCAAAUACUCUUGGAUCACUACCUUCCACUUUGUCUACUAUCCUCAACUGGGUUGUUUGAUAUGUAUUCCAAUCAGCAAUGAUUUACCAUUGGCCAAACAGAGAGAUAUCAAUGGUCUCAAGUUUAUGUUUCAAACAUCAGAAUACCUAUACUAUCAGAAUGAGAAGACUGUGGAGUUGGACAAUCACUUUGGAGACAUCCACAAUGAUAUAUUGGACAUUGAAUCGAGAAUAGAGAGAAGGAUCGUAGAUGAGAUAUUGGCCAACAUCAAUCCAUUCGUUACAAUCUGCAACUAUUGUGCCGAACUGGAUGCACUUCAAUCACUUGCGAUUGCGUCAAGAGAGUUGGGAUUUACCAAACCAACCAUCAACUCUGACAAUGUCAUUGAGAUUCUCAAUGGAAGACACCCGCUACAAGAGAUGUGUGUCCCAACAUUCAUACCAAACAACUGUUCAAUGACGGGUCCAAACCAGAGUGGCAAAUCAAUAUACUUGAAGCAAGUGGCAUUGAUCGUAUUCCUUGCACACUUGGGUUGCUUUGUCCCAGCAGAGCGAGCCAACAUUAGUCUUUGUGAUAGAAUAUUCACAAGAGUAUCAUCAAGAGAGAGCAACUCAAUAUCAGAGUCAUCAUUCAUGAUUGAUUGCAAACAAAUAGCCCAGAUGACAAACUUCUCCACUCCAAACUCACUACUCAUUAUCGAUGAGUAUGGAAAGGGUACUACACCUCAAGAUGGAAUAUCAUUGUUGUGUGGAUUGAUAAUGUUCCUCAUUCGUAGAGACAGACCGCCUCGUACCUUGCUCUGUACACACUUUUAUGAGAUAUUCAAUCUGCUCACGGAUCGAUACAGUGAUCGAAUCUCAUUCAACUCCAUGGAGUUCCUCAUCAGUGAAUCAGAUCGCAAGGAUACAUUGCAGCUGAACAUUCAACACUUUGUUCCAUUGUAUAGAGUCAAGGAGGCAAGGUCAUUCACCAGCUUUGGACUGUCAUGUGCCCUCAACGCUGGUGUCCCAGAAGAUGUACUUCGUCGCGCACAAGAGAUCAUUGAGCAUCAAAAAGAGCACAAGAGAAUAGAUUGUCUACAGCUAUCAUCGUACAAUGGAACACUGGCCUCACUUGACAAGAAGACCUUGGAGAGAUACAACAGUAUCAUUGAGGCAUUCUUUAGUGCAUUGACAUCGGAUUCGAUUGGUCGUCUACUCAGAAUGGUCAAGUGA